AUGCUCCUCGGGAUCUUCCUCGUCGCCAUGGACGGGACGAUUGUCACGUCGACAUACGCUUCGAUCGGUAGCCAGUUCGAGCAGCUGCAGAGCACCAGCUGGAUCGCGACCGGCUACAUGCUCUCCCUAACUAGCUUUCAGCCAUUGUACGGCAAAUUGAGUGACAUCUUCGGACGCAAAUCAUGUCUACUCUUCGCCUACAUCAUCUUCGCCCUCGGAUGCCUGUUCUGCGGUCUCGCACGGAAUAUGACCGAACUCGUCGCUGCCCGUGCACUUGCCGGGAUUGGUGGCGGUGGAAUGCAGACCGUAGGCACAAUUAUUAUGUCCGACAUCUCUACGCUUAGGCAACGAGGAACCCUGCAAGGGAUCGCAAAUGUCGCCUGGGCUGCCGGCCAAGCUACAGGGGCUCCGCUUGGGGGCUUCCUCGCAGAUAGCAUCGGCUGGCGCUGGGCCUUCCUCCUCCAAGUGCCCAUGACCGCCCUCGCGAUCCUCUCCGUCAGCAUCUUUCUCCGCCUCCCCCGCUCCCCGACGGGCGACCUCCGCGCCAAGUUCGCGCGCAUCGACUUUGCGGGCGCGUUCACACUCGUCGGGUCGAUCUUCCUCCUCCUCUUCGGACUCGAUCGGGGCGGGAACAUCUCGUGGAGCGACAAGAAAACCGUCGCGUCGCUUGCGUCCUCGGCUGCGUUCUUCCUGCUUUUCGUCGUGGUCGAGCUGCGGUGGGCGCGCGAGCCGUGUGCCCCCAAGCGGAUAGUGACGAACGGGUCUCUGAUCGCGAGCUACCUCGCGAACCUGUUCUCGAACGCCGCUGCGUUCACCCUCAUCUUCAGCGUGUCGCUGUACCUCCAAGCGGUGCAGGGCGCGAGCGCGGGCGAGGUCGGGCUGGUCCUCCUCCCCACCAUAUUCGGAGGGGUCGCGGGCAGUCUGGGGACCGGACUGAUCAUGCAGACGACGGGGAGGUACUACGUGCUGACCAUCUCGGCUUUCGCGCUGAUGUUCGCUGGCAACGUCGUGGUCGGGCUCGUGACCGGGCCGCUGAAGUACACGCUAGCUGGGCUCUCGAUCGGUGCGAGCCUCCCGUGUAUCGUCGCAAACAACAUCGGCAUCGGGGCAGGGGUCACGAGCACUCUCGUCGCGCUCAUCGCAAACGUGGGCCCAGCCGACCAGGCGGUCGCCACCGCCGUCUCUUACCUCUUCCGCUCGCUCGGCUCCGUCGUCGGCCUCUCGGUGGGGACCACGCUCACCAACGACGUCGUGCGCAAUAGUCUGCGCAGGCGGCUCUUGGGCGAAGGGCAUGACGUUGAGGAGAUCAUCAAGCGCGUGCGCGAAUCGCUCGGAUACUUGGACCAGCUCGAGCCCGCGGUGCGCGCGAAGGUCGUGCAUUCGUACCGGGAUGGCCUGCAGGCCGCGUUCUGGUACACGGCGACGCUGUGCGCGGUGACCACAGUCACCGCGUUCUUCGUGAAGGAAAAGCCGCUCUCGCGGUAG
Dichomitus squalens LYAD-421 SS1 is the source of this 1485-nucleotide messenger RNA. Its product is annotated as MFS general substrate transporter. Gene Ontology annotation, biological process: transmembrane transport; basic amino acid transport. Gene Ontology annotation, molecular function: basic amino acid transmembrane transporter activity. The record is from RefSeq and is a predicted model, not a curated record. The coding region runs from base 1 to 1485 and encodes 494 amino acids. Gene Ontology annotation, cellular component: fungal-type vacuole membrane. NCBI's taxonomy places the organism in Eukaryota, Fungi, Basidiomycota, Agaricomycetes, Polyporales, Polyporaceae. The transcript has 5 exons.